Molecule: messenger RNA, 2172 nt
Organism: Lichtheimia ornata
Lineage: Eukaryota; Fungi; Mucoromycota; Mucoromycetes; Mucorales; Lichtheimiaceae
Exons: 4
Coding region: 1-2172 (723 amino acids)
Biological process (GO): protein dephosphorylation; nuclear DNA replication
Molecular function (GO): protein tyrosine/serine/threonine phosphatase activity
Source: RefSeq, a predicted model, not a curated record
AUGGAAAGCACUGAUCCAUGCCGACAGUCGACUGAUCCCACAACCCACUCUUCAACAGCAAUGUCAACCUCUCAUGCCGCCGCCCAGGAUCUGUUUGACGUCCCUAGCGAAUUCCUAAACGAUACCCUGCAGACCGACCCCUUCCCCAUUUACCGCAUUUCAAGUGAUCAGUAUGCCUCGCUUUAUCAACAAUAUAUCACGACACCCUUGCCGAAUGCUUCACAGCUCUUUCCAUGGUUGCAUGGCGUGGAUGGCCAUUCAUAUCAACAAAACUUGUAUUUUGGUGUACGACGAUGUCUUCCUCCUCGGUAUCGAGGCCUGAUGGUGGUGCAUAGUCAACAACAGCAAGAGGAUCAUGAGGUUGAUAUGGAUGGUGCUAUUGGUGACGAGAAUGAUAGUGGCAUAUUCCAAGUACGACGAUCACGAUUAUUACGAGAUGCUAUCUCAGUCAAGGAAUUGGUGGAUAGUAGUACAGACACCUUUUAUGAUUACAAGGACUCCACUGUCAAUCUACGCAAUUUUCAGAUCCAGGCGUUGAGAUUUGCAAGUAUCAGCGACCUUGUUGUCUAUGGACGGGAUGCCUUGGAGACGGCAAAGUCAUUGGCGAAAGCACAGCUUCAUUUGAGGAAAGAACGCAUGGCCGACAUUGAAAAGGUCAAGAAGAAUGCUGGUAAACGAGCCAUCAAGGAUGCCAAUGAUCUCAUCUACCGGGUACUUGUGAUACAAGAUCCUGUGGAAGACAUUGCACAGAAAUACCCAUACCUAUUCAGUCAUCCUUUGAGAUUCUGGGAACAAGAGCAGAAUGAGAUUCGUGCCAUGAGUGCAGCAUCAGAGAUCACAGACCACAUUUGGGUGGGUCAUACACAAGAUGCACCUUCCGAUGAUGGUGAUUUGGAUGACAUGGAUGGCAGCAGCAGCACCAAUUUUUCGAUUUGUAUCGAAGCACAUGAUCUAGCAGACAUGCCAUCACCCUCCACACUUACUUUGGCACGUGAGACAUUGAAUGAAGAAUAUCCCCCUUCGGUCGGAACGAUCUUUCUCGAUGUAUAUUCGACAUUUAUGCCUUCAUCGGUGGCAUCCUUUGAUAAGUUUUACGACAAGCUUAUCCACUUGCUUCGAUUCAUGGAUGAUCAGGCCGCACGAGAACGGGAUAUCCUUAUUCAUUGCUCGGAUGGAUACAGUGAAACGAGCUUAUUGGUACUCUCUUGGAUCAUGUACAAGCAAAAGCUGCGACUACCAGAGGCAUUCUUGUACCUCCAAGAGAAACGAAGCUUUUUCGUUUAUGCCGCUGACAUGUUGACAUUGAAACGAAUCGAUUCUUAUCUCCAAUCGGGUGCUGCAACACGUGUCAUUCUCACUUCUGAUGCUGCGCGUAACAACGGAGUCGACGAUGAAGAAUACGAUGAUGAUGACGAUGAUGAAGAUGAAGAUAUGGAGACACCACGCGCUGGUAAUCGAACCCUCUUCGAUGACACCUAUCUCAACGAGGUAUCCAACAACAACAACAACAACAACGACAGCGACAAGAGUAUGACCAUGCUGGACACUGAAAAUGUAUACGGCACCAAUAUCAUGGAAAAUCCAUUGAUGCCUGUGAUCGAUCCUCAAUCCAAAAGUCGCUUUGAUUGGUUCUAUUCGCCUCGUUUUGAAGGAUCUUUCCCAUCACGUAUUCUCCCAUUCCUGUAUCUCGGCAAUCUCAAUCAUGCAACCAACCCAGGUAUGCUCAAGGUGCUAGGGAUCACACACAUUGUCAGCGUUGGUGAACAUGCUGGUCUCGAUGCAUCCGAAUUCAAGGUUCAUUUUCUCGAUAAUCUCUAUGAUGAUGGCAUUGAUUCCAUUGAGAGCAGACUCGAAGAAGCUGUCAAGUUUAUUGACGAGGCGCGAUUACAAAACAGCCAUUGUAUGAUCCAUUGUCGAGUUGGCGUGAGCCGUAGUGCAGCAAUUACGAUUUGCUAUAUCAUGCAGCAUCUCAAGUAUACCCUUGCACAGGCGUAUUUGUUGGUGCGUGCAAGGCGAUUGAACGUGAUCAUCCAACCCAAUCUCAAGUUCAUGUAUGAAAUGCUACAAUUGGAACAGCGUAUGUUUGGUCACAAAUCCAUUGCUUGGCCUGUGCUCUGUCGAGAGAUCCAUCUUUUGAAUAUGGCGUACCAUGACAAUGACGAGUUUUCAUAA